AUGAGUACCAUCGUCGUCGCAGGAGGAACUCGUGGGAUCGGUCGAGCUAUUGCUGAGGCUAUCAAUCGCAAGGGUGGCUACCGCGUUAAGAUACUGAGCAGAUCUGCCAAUCCGGCCCUUCACGAGGAGACGGGCAUUGAGGUCAUUCAAGUUGACUACAACAGCGUCUCAGAGUUAACAAAGGUCUUCGACGACAACGAAGUCGACACAGUAAUCUCAACCCUGUUCGUGACUUCAGAUGGCUCUCCUCAGGUGAACAUGAUACGUGCCGCCGAAGCCUGCGUCCAUACGAGGAGAUUUAUUCCAAGCGUGUGGGGAAUUCCAUACUCAAGAGAUCAAGUAACCGAGAGGCAGAUGACUAUCGGUCAAUCGAAGCUCGAUGCAGUGGAAGACCUCGAAAAUUCCUCUCUGGAGUACACUUUGUAUUACGUCGGCUACUUCCUAGACUUUUGGGGAUACCCACGGGUUAAAACAUACCAGAUACAAAAUAUUAUCGUCGUCGACAUCGAGAACAACCGGGCCGCCAUUCCUGGCAAAGGUGAUACCCCCGUUACCUUCACGCAUACCUUAGAUGUCGCGGAAUUUGUGGUAGCAAGCUUAGGGCUCCCCAAGUGGGAAAGGGAGAGCUAUGUUAUCGGCGAGAAUGUGACUUGGAACGAGUUUCUGCGAAUCGCGGAGGAGGUCAAAGGCGUCAAGUUUGAAGUUACCUACGACGAUAUCGACUUUCUCAAAUCUGGGAAGAUCACCGAGUUGCCAUCUCAUCCAUCCCUGUACGGUGUGAUGCCAAAAGAUCAACUUCAGGCACUUUUCGCCACCUUUGGUAUCUGGUUUGAAGAAGGGCUGUAUCAUCUGGAGCCGGGAACAACUCUCAAUCAGUUGUUUCCAGGUAUCAAGGCGCGAACUGUCAAAGAAGUCAUCCAGGCCGGGUGGGGUCAGAAGAGCUGA
Molecule: messenger RNA, 945 nt
Organism: Colletotrichum abscissum
Lineage: Eukaryota; Fungi; Ascomycota; Sordariomycetes; Glomerellales; Glomerellaceae
Exons: 4
Coding region: 1-945 (314 amino acids)
Source: RefSeq, a predicted model, not a curated record